Molecule: messenger RNA, 559 nt
Organism: Dentiscutata heterogama
Lineage: Eukaryota; Fungi; Glomeromycota; Glomeromycetes; Diversisporales; Gigasporaceae
Source: the annotation of a GenBank genome assembly
AAAAAAAAUGAAGCUACUAACAAAAACACUACGAAUUUGCACAGUCAUGAUGCAAGUAUUCUGAAGCGAGUAGCGGAUUAUGAAUUUUGUGAGGUGGGAAAUGCGAAUCAAGAUACAUAUGAGAGAAUAACGAGAAAAGAUUCUAAAAGCAAAUGCAUCUUAUGUGUGGAUGAUAAUCCUAUUAGCCUAAAGAAAGUUUCAAAGCUUGGUUAUUCAACAAUCUCUGCAACAAAUGGCCAAGAAGCAGUCAACUUAAUUGAUCUUGAAUUUAAAUUAAGCAAUACGUACUCGUGUUCAUCUAAUUCGGAUAUAGAUCAAAUAAAAUCUCACAGAAUCUCAUUAAUUUUAACAGAAUGUAAUUUACCAAUAAUGUCAUGCUUUGAUAUUUCACGAGUAAUUAGAGCAAUGAGGCCACCAAUUUCAAACAUACCGAUUAUUGUCCUAACAACAUUUACUAUAGAAGAGAUACAAGAUAAAUGUAUAGAGUCAGGUAUAAGUGAUUAUCUCGCAAAGCCUCUGAAAAUUGAAGAACUUAAACAAGUUUUAAGUAAAUGGAUUG